AUGAGCACAACGAGAUCCGCCAGUAAGAAACUGACAGAGAGCCUGUCUAACCCACCAAAGAAAGCCAACCAACCGUCAAAGCCAUUCCCACCCAAAACCGACGACGGCCAUUACAUCAUCGUCAACGGCCGCAAAUGGCGCGCGACAGAUCCCCUGGUUCCCGAUAACGCCCUGGCUGAACUAAAGCAUUUUCUCGCAAAAGGGAGAUCCGGUGCACGCCGACAGAAUAAAAAUGACAUGCAAAAGCUGCUGUUAUCGCGCAAAACAACCGGACUGGCCAAGCUCGGCCUUGGAGAACGCGGCAAGCCAGAAUGGUGGAACGAUACAGAUGAGGGUCGCAAAGAAAGAUGGGAGAAUGCAUUGAUUCAACUCCGGGAGCUUCACGCCGAAAGUUCAACAUGA
Molecule: messenger RNA, 402 nt
Organism: Podospora pseudocomata
Lineage: Eukaryota; Fungi; Ascomycota; Sordariomycetes; Sordariales; Podosporaceae
Exons: 1
Coding region: 1-402 (133 amino acids)
Source: RefSeq, a predicted model, not a curated record